UAAGUAUAAAUUUCAAAAUUACCAUAUAAGUACUUUUAAGGUAAAAUAAAAAUAAAAAUGGCAAGUGCUCAAUACAAUGCUGGUGAAUCCCAUGGCCAAGCUCAGGCCAACACAGAGCAGUGGGUAGAUUCAGGCAAGAGUAUAGCAAAUUCUGCUGUAGACAAAGCUGAAAAUGCUACACAAAGAGCUAGUGAGACAGCUGAACAAAACAAGGACCAAAAUUCUGGAUUUCUUCAGCAGACUGGAGAGCAAAUGAUACACAUGGCUCAAGGUGCAAUUGAUGGUGUGAAGAAUACUCUUGGAAUGGGAUCUGAUAAGAAGCAAAGAGAAAAUUAAACACCAGUUUUACCUACUAAUUUCCAUAUUUAUAUAAGUUUUGUGAUUUCUUGUUUUUAGAUCUCUCACUAAGUGCAUUUGACUAAGAUGCUUAGGAUUUAAUGUUGGAUUAUACAAUUCAUUAAUGUAACAGUUGAUUGAGAUUUUGUAAUCAGAAUUGUUAUGAUUAUGUAAUAAAGAUGCUAUAAGAAAGUUUAUUUGGUAUUUGGAAUUAA
Molecule: messenger RNA, 551 nt
Organism: Nicotiana tabacum (common tobacco)
Lineage: Eukaryota; Viridiplantae; Streptophyta; Magnoliopsida; Solanales; Solanaceae
Product: late embryogenesis abundant protein 1-like
Source: RefSeq, a predicted model, not a curated record